GGUCAUGUCACAGUUGCUUUUUUCUGCCAAACAAUACUGAGAAAUUUGAUUUAGUAGCCAAUUAUUUUCAUUCCUUACAAAUAAAUCAAUACAGAUUCAUUAGAACCUUAAUUAAAUCGUAGCUAGUCAUUUUGAUAAUGUUAUAAUUAGUGUACUCAUGGCUUCCAAUGUGCACGAUUCACCUGUUCAGCAGACAUUUGUGGAGGAGAUUGAUUACAGUGAAAUACAGGAAUUAUCGGUAGUUGGCAAAGGCGCUUUUGGAGUAGUUUGGAAAGGACUAUGGCGGGACACGUUUGUGGCGGUAAAACAUAUAAAUUCUGAAGCUGAGAAACGAGAGUUUGCCAUAGAAGUUCGUCAGCUCUCUCGAGUUAGCCAUCCUAACAUUGUGAGACUGUAUGGGGCAUGCACAAAAGGUGCUCAUGUGUGCCUUGUUAUGGAAUAUGCUGAAGGAGGCUCAUUAUACAAUGUUCUACACAAUCGCCCCAAACCCAAAUAUACAGCAGCUCAUGCUAUGAGCUGGGCAAGGCAAUGUGCUGAGGGUGUAGCUUAUCUCCAUGCAAUGAAACCAAAACCGUUGAUACACAGAGACUUAAAACCACCAAACCUGUUAUUAGUAUCAGGUGGGCAGCGUCUAAAAAUAUGUGACUUUGGAACAGCAGCCGAUAAAGCUACAUAUAUGACUAAUAACAAAGGCAGUGCUGCAUGGAUGGCUCCAGAGGUUUUCGAAGGUUCAACAUAUACUGAAAAGUGUGAUGUAUUUUCAUGGGGCAUUAUAUUAUGGGAGGUGUUAUCUAGAAGGAAACCCUUUGAAGAAGGUGGUUCAGCUUUUAGGAUAAUGUGGGCUGUGCAUACAGGUCGUAGGCCGGAUCUUAUUGACGGUUGUCCAGAACCAAUUGAGCAACUUAUGACCCAAUGUUGGCACCAAAUGCCUGCAAAGAGGCCGAGCAUGGCAGAUGUCGUCGAAAUAAUGACUGCACUAUGCGAGUUCUUCCCCGGCGCAGACACUCCUAUAGACUACGACGAUUGUGAAGACGAUGACACGUCGUGCUCAGAGGACGAGUACAUGCUGACUGAUACACACGACGACCUCGUGGACACCGACGACCACGUGCUCUCCCACCUCCACGUGCCCAUUGCCCCCACCACUGCCUCUAUUGCCACCAACCCCACUAACACCAAUCCCACGGUCGUGUUACGACCACACUCCCCUGACGUACCCAGACCAAGGAGUAUAGUCGAGACCCAAGUGAAUAAACUGCAAAACUUAAUGGCGGCCGGUGCUCAAACUAAAACGGCCGCGCUUACCCGGGAGGAAGUCGAAGCGUUCAACAGAAUUGGCCCUAUCAGAAUCCCUCAGCAAUUCAAAAAGAUAGACUCUGAAGCGGGACGAUCCGCCGUGCCGUUAAACCGGACCACCGGAUCUCCCGGAACCGAAAGACUUCUGCCGGGCGAAGGGAGCACGCCUCAAGACACUUUGCGAGUGAUCCGAAGUCCGGUAAUAUUUAGUGAGAGUUCAUCUCCACGGAGACUAUCCCCGAUAGUCAACUACAAUAUCGGCAACAUGAACCCGAGGCAUAUCGAUAUAGAGCAAUUUUGGAACAGAGAAAACGAUAAACUGUUGCCGCGAAGCCCUUCAGUGAACAGCAAUUCUAACUCGUCGAGAAAAGAAGACUACAAUCAGAACUAUUGUGAUCGAUUGAGCGCAGCCAACAGCCCGAUGACUCCGUUGAAUGAAUACAAUGGAAAUAUGCCCCGAUCCGUCGAUCCCAGAUACCAUAUGCCUCUACAAAUAGAAGUGGACCCGAAUGCCUGGGAAAACGAAUAUGAUGAUUAUGUUGGAGUCCAAAAUACCAUAGGGUUUGACAAAUUCCUCAUGUUGGGUAACAGUAGCGGUUCGGCCGCUGGCGAGGGAGCCGCAGCGCCGCCCGCGGAUCCCGACCCCGCCCUGGACUCGAUGCACCUAAUGCUGGACCCACACUUACGGCCUAUAUCGCCGGAUCCAAACAAUGAAGAAUCUAAACGGAUCUACGAGGAACACAAACAGCUAGCGCCGGAAUAUCUUAAGGUUCAGACAGAAACAGCAUACCUCAGUAAACACAAAUCAGAAUUAGAAGAUCAAAUGGAUGAAGAAGAAUUACGGCAGAAAAGAGAGAUCAUACAAUUAGAAAAAGAAAAGGACUCGUUGAUAAAACUAUACUUCAGUUUAAAGAAUCAACUAGCGAAAGCAGAGAAUGACCGUUGGCUACCAGACGAUAUGCGACAAGAGUGACAUCGUAGCAGCACAUGUUUCAGUUUGGUAUAUAUCGUCUAUAGUGGACUUAAGGGCGUUGGAUUUUAAACAACUUCAAUCUGAUGCCGAUUUAAGCCGAAGUUAUUGUAGCACAGUUUAUGAUAGCCAAAAGUCAUCGUCGGCGUAUCUCUCUUCGAAAUGUUUUAAGGGUUGCGUGACUCCAGAAGAACGAUGACCAAUUUAUAUGCCCCAAAGCUUAGUCUUACAGCCGGUUUCCGAGUUUAAAAAAUUACAAUAUUACAAAUUAUUUUUCUCAAUAAUUAUUUUACGUUUCACAUGGCAUAAAGUCCUAGUUUUUUUCAUACUUUGAAUUGGUCUGCUUAACUUUAAAUUCUCAAUUCAGAAAUCGGGUGUAAAAAUUCAUAAAGUUACUAUCUUCCUAUAAGAAGUUCAUGUUUUGGGUUGUUGCUUUGUUGUAUAUUUUAGGCAUGAUCAAAAUGACCAAAUAAUUAUAGCGUGUAUUUAUAUUGGAGCAGUUUACAAAUCGUGACAUUCUUAUUUAAAGCAAUAUAAACGAGUUUUCCGUCUGAAAUUUAUUGUUGAAAGAUUAUGAACCCGUUCAUUGUGUAAUCACGACUUUGAAUAAUUUUCAAUCGAUGUACUCUUACCGGUUGUAUAUAAUAAAAUCCAUGGGUAUAAACCAAUCAAAGUCGCGCCUCAUUUCAUAUAUCUAGUCCAUGAUAUAAUGUAGUCACGCCAAAGAAGACCAUAUUAGCACCUUCAGUCUUCGCACCAUUGAUCUCAAUACACCUAACGAGCCUUCAUAAUAUUGAGUACAGUUUUAGUUGUAAAUAUGUACGACAUACCUGAAUAAUACUGGGUUUACAUUAAGUUUGUCCCACUCCACCCUACAUGUAUCCGUUUCAUAUAUAUGUGAGUGAUUAAAUAAACUCGAUAUGUAUACCAAGCAAAUAUAUAAAACCGAGUAAUAUUCGGCCCGCGGCACCACGCGGCACGGGCUAAAUAUAAUCGUCACUUUAUAAUUUAACUAUAAAUGGAAUUUGUUAUGUAAAAAAAUCAUUCUAAUUACUAUGAGAAAUCCAUCUAAUUUUUAAUCGUUUUAUACAUCAAAUUAUUUAAUUGUACAUAACGACAGAACGUGUUAUUAACUGCAUAAUCAGGUUUUGGUUCUUUUAUUGCAUGUUGUUAAUCGAUUAUUAUUAUUGAUAAAUUAAUGAUAACUUAUUAUAUUUGAUCAAUUUUGCAUUCACAAUGUCAUGUUGGAACUACUUAAAUAUACACCCCGUCCCUGGCACUGAGAUAUUUCUUUCGACUGUUCGGGUGGAUUGUCUUAACAUUUAUGAAAAUGCGCUCAGUAGUAACGAAAAGUGAAAGUGUUUGAAAAGUUCGUCAGUCCUGUUGGUCCUGGGUAGCUCAGUGGUUAGAGCAGUCGCCCGGAUUACGAAAGGUCGUGGUUUCGAGUCCUAUCUCAGAGUGCCGGGGACGGGGUAGAUUUUUUUAUGCAUUUUUCAUUAAAAAAAAUAUUUUAACUUGAUAUAUUUAUCAAGCUGUCGUGCCUUUGUUUGUUAUAUAUUUUUAUCUUAGAAGUAUUCCAUAAUGAAACGUACAGACGCGCGUUAUCUAAAAAUAUCUCUAAGAUUUAUAUUUGUUACAAGUUAAAUAUUAUUUGUUAAAAAAAAAUUGCCGCAAUUUAAUAUUAUGAUAAUCUGCGCGUCUACCGCAUGUAUGUACAGUCAACAGCAGGUAGAUUACGCAAAACUCAAAUUUCUCCACUUUAUUUUAAUCCUCAAUACAUUGAAGGUAGGGUUGGAAUUCUACUAUGGAAAUAUGACAUUGUGGUAGCCUGACGUGCAACCGUGUGUACACCGGUCCUAUUAUUAGUUGACAUACAAUUUUCUAUAUUUAUUAUUAAUAUUAUUGAUGUAUAUAAUUCAGUAAUUUAUAACAUGUACAUUUUCAUUGUGCAUUGCAAAAUCAUCAAAAUUGCGACAAUUACUAUAAAUUAAUUUUAUAGAAUGCCAAAAUUAUAUAACAUGUGAUAAUAUCGGAAUAAGAGAUUGUAUAUAAUCAUAAUUAUAUUCGUAAGUCAUUCACACUCCUCGAGUUUCAUUAUUUUAAUAGUGAUGAGCACGUUUUAGUGCUUGAUGUUGGGUAUUUUUAAAUAAGUGUCAAUUAUUUUGUAGUUUGAGUGUCACUUAUUUCGUGUGAAUGUAUUUUAUUGUAUAAAUUUAGGCAUUAGUGAACAACAUUAUAUAAUUUUAAGUUUAAAAGUUAAGUUUAAUAAAUAUUUUAAAACCUU
Messenger RNA from Diatraea saccharalis (sugarcane borer), 4550 nucleotides. NCBI's taxonomy places the organism in Eukaryota, Metazoa, Arthropoda, Insecta, Lepidoptera, Crambidae. The record is from the annotation of a GenBank genome assembly.